Molecule: messenger RNA, 3639 nt
Organism: Triticum turgidum subsp. durum (durum wheat)
Lineage: Eukaryota; Viridiplantae; Streptophyta; Magnoliopsida; Poales; Poaceae
Source: the annotation of a GenBank genome assembly
AUGCGCGUGCGGUUCGCUCUAGAUCUACUCAUUCAUCUUGUCCUGGAGACAAGUGCUCCGUCCUGUUCUUGCAGUGUGGUCUCUGCUGUUGAAAUUCAUGCAUACCCUCCGGCAGCCGGCAGGGACUCGCCGCUUUUCAGCUUCAUCGACAGCUUGUCUCCGAUCGAGCCUCUCAAGUCUGCCUACUCCGGGAAUGGCCUCCAAGCAUACCAUCAGUCGCUCAACGUCACCUCCGUUUCCUCAAUCUUCACAUCCCCGCAUCACAAUGCACACAAGGAAUCGAAACUCUCCAAGGGCUCUUUCGCUGACUACACUGAAAAUGAGCUUUGCAUGGAGGAAGGCACCGAUAAAAAUAAGUCACCCACUUCUUCAACGGCCGUUAGAUUGUUCGCCUGCACUAGCACUAUAACUCGAGAGAGCCACACAAUGACUACCUGCUCAGUAAAUGAAGGCAUUGUUGAUCCUCCCAAAGGGCCUAAUGAUUUGCCUCAACCUGGUCGAUUCGAUUCUGGCAGUCCGGAUCACAACACAGCGCCUUGCCACGGUGUUAGUGUUAGAUCAGAUCUUAAACAGGACAAAUGUCCAAAAUUAGAAGCAGUCCAAACCACUAAUAAUACUGUGGAGAAAAGGAAAUGUUUGUUUUCCACUGACAUGCAGCUCCAGGAUGGUUGCCAGCCUGCAAAAGAAAAUAAUGAAGUUAUGGGAUGUGAAUGGGACGACUUAGUUUCUGUCACUUCGGGUGAACUUUUGGCCUUUGACUCAUCAAUGGACCAACAUCACACAGGAGUUCAGCUGGCAGUUAAUAAUGCAGAAUCUUGUGGAUAUUUGCUAUCAAAACUUGCAGGAGGUGCUGACAUCUCUGAUAGAACACACCCCACUACAUCCAGUCAAGCAUACUAUCAUGAGAUGGUGGUGGGAGAAGAUAAGACAGAAAAUGGCCAGCUCUUUCCUGAAGAUAAAAAAACAAUCUUAAGUGAAGAAAUACAGGAUAAUAUUAAUGAAGAGAAUGCAUGUAUUCCAUUAGGCUGCAAGGUUGAGACCCAACAACGAGGAGUUCGAAGACGCUGCCUUGUUUUUGAGGCAGCUGGGUAUUCACAUAGGACUGUGCAGAAAGAAUCUGCUGGGGAUUUGUCCUUCUCAACAUGCAAAGGCAAAAGUUCUGCCCAAAAUCACAGAAAUCCAGGAAAAACUCCAUCACCACACGUAUUCCGUGGUAUUGGUCUUCAUUUGAAUGCUCUUGCCUUAACAUCAAAAGACAAAAUGGCUUGUCAGGACCCUUUGGCUACUGCCUUGGUUCCAUCACUGAAAACUGAACAGGUCGUGCAUGGGAAUUUGCUGUCUGCUGGAGGAAAUUUUUUCCAUUCAGGCAGUGGUUCGUUAGACCUUCAGAUGGAUAAUGAUGAUUGCUCAGUUGGAGGUUUUCUUGGAAAUGAUCAUAAUUCAAGUCAAAGCAGCAGCCCCCCAAAGAAGAGGCGUAAAUCAGAUAAUGGCGAUGAUGAUUCAUGCAAGCGUUGCAGCUGUAAAAAGUCAAAGUGCUUGAAACUUUAUUGUGAGUGCUUUGCUGCUGGCGUGUACUGUUCUGAACCUUGUUCAUGUCAAGGAUGUCUUAACAAGCCUAUACAUGAGGAAAUUGUUCUCUCCACGCGAAAGCAGAUAGAAUUCCGGAAUCCGCUGGCAUUUGCUCCAAAAGUGAUCCGCAUGUCUGAGGCUGGUCAGGAGACUCAGGAAGAUCCUAAAAACACUCCUGCUUCUGCUCGUCAUAAGAGAGGAUGCAAUUGCAAGAAGUCAAGCUGUCUCAAGAAGUACUGUGAAUGCUAUCAGGGAGGUGUUGGUUGCUCCAACAACUGCAGAUGCGAAACGUGCAAAAACACUUUUGGCACUAGAGAUGUUGCCGUAUCAGCUGAGAAUGAAGAAAUGAAGCAAGAAGGCGAACAGACUGAAAGUUGUGAAAAAGAGAAGGAAAAUGACCAACAAAAGGCUAAUGUACACAGUGAAGAUCACAAACUGGUUGAGCUUGUCGUCCCAAUAACACCACCUUUGGAUGUUUCCAGUUCUUUGCUCAAACAGCCAAACUUCUCAAAUGCAAAGCCACCUAGACCAUGUAAAGCCCGCAGUGGGAGUUCCUCUCGGUCUUCAAAAGCCUCUGUAACAGUUCAGUCUCGCAAAAUCUCGAAGGUUGGUGAUAGCGUGUUCAUUGAGGAAAUGCCUGAUAUUCUAAGGGAGCCUUCUUCUCCUGGUAUCGUGAAGACUUGUUCCCCUAAUGGAAAAAGAGUUUCACCGCCACAUAAUGCACUCAGCAUUUCACCAAACCGAAAAGGAGGGCGGAAGCUGAUACUGAAAUCGAUCCCCUCCUUUCCAUCACUGGUUGGGGACACGAACGGUGGAUCUGCAAUAUGCAGCUCCGACAGCACAACAGCUCUUGCUUUAGUUGUUGCAGAAGCUUAUCUGUACGUUUGUCCUUGGAACCAGGUCCAUCGUAAAAGCUGGGCUGGGCAGCCGAUUAUCCGCGACCGGAGUACGACUUGUAGUCCGAUAAUGAAACCAUGCGAGGUCACAAAUUUGCCUGAAAAGAAUGAGCACUUGAUCAGACAUGACAUUAAGAUGAUUUGUGUAGUGUGUGGAACUUAUCUCAGGUUGGCCAUGCAUCUCUUUCAUGAUCCGAGUUCAUGUAGAAAGGCACAGGAUGGUCUCUACGCAGAUGGGUCUUCCCAGUUUGCAACACGGGAGAUCUGCAGGCUUGGGUUCGCCGCAAUCGAUUGCUUGCUUCUCCUGGACGGCGCAGAGGUCCCGGGUGAACUGCAUGAGCUCUCUGGUGGCAAUGUUGUGUAUGUCAGCGCCACUGUGAUGAAGAAGAUCUCCGGGAUGCAGUCGGUUGAUUCAACCGAGGCGAUUGCUGUCAUGCACAUGCCUAAGCAUUUCUGUGACCUCGGUGAUGAUGAGGGUGGAGCUGGUCUUGACGCGUCGUUCCUGUCUCCAAAGAGGAUUCUAGUCCUUGAUGGGAUUCAGGAUCCGGGUAACCUUGGAACGUUGAUAAGUAAUCUAUUUAAAACUUAUGUGAUCAGCAAGGAUGGGGUAUUUCUUCUUCCGGCUUGCUGUGAUCCUUUCAAUGAAAAGGUUCUUCGUGCAGCUCGUGGAGCCUCUUUGCAGCUUCCAAUUAUCUCUGGCAACUGGUGUGAUCUGCAUGAUUUGGUAACUAGAUAUGGCAUGAAGAUGUUGGCAGGCCAUCCAGAAAGUAGCAGUGAUGGAUCUGAAAAAACCCAUGUGCUGUCCAAAGAGCUUGCAGACUCACUGAUGAGUGAGUCACUAUGCUUAGUGUUAGGAAGUGAGGGCAAUGGCCUCUCUGAAGAGACCGUCCAAGCUUGUGAUCUUGUAAGCAUUCCUAUGGAAGUUUUACUGAUCCUCCAAUACGUCUUAGUUGCAAGGCUUAAUCAAUGGUCUGCCACAAGGAUGAGCCCAUAUGAAACUGCAAAGACUGACAAAAUGGUUCAAACUAUUUCACUUAUACUCCAGAGCCACUUAUGCUCUCCCUCUCAUCUCCAGAGCCACAGUCGGCCUACCGUUGCUCCUUGGAGUCGUAUCCACAAUCGGCGGGCAACAUACGAUGCUUGGACUCAUGACAAUGCCAAUGUAUUUAAAUAA